Molecule: messenger RNA, 766 nt
Organism: Didymodactylos carnosus
Lineage: Eukaryota; Metazoa; Rotifera; Eurotatoria; Philodinida; Philodinidae
Source: the annotation of a GenBank genome assembly
AUGCCGAGUCAAUAUGAAAGUCUACUUGGUUCGGCAUUAAACGACUACAGUCGUCAAUUGUCAAACGUUAUGAAUAGUAGUAGUAUUAAUCAGCAUCAUCAAUCGUAUCAAUACAUUUCACAUCCAUCGCUAAUCACACCAGCCAACACAACCGUCUCAUUUCCAAGUGAACAAAACGCGUUUUUACAAUAUUGUUGUCCGUCUCCAUCUAUUAUCAAUACAACAGCGAUAACAGGCGUAUCACCUUCAUCGAUAAUACACAAUUCUUCUUGUCCUCCUUAUCGUCAACAAUUACUUGAAAAUCGUUUCGUUUCUUCUGGUAAUUUCGAUCAGUUUUACUUAUCGCCGACAACAGCUUCACAAUCAUUUGUACAUAGCAAUAACGCAAUUAAUAAUAAUUGUCAGAUAAAGUCAUCAACAAAUAUUAAUAACGAUAUUCUUGGAGGUGCUAAUUUUAUACAAUAUCAGUCGAAGAAAAAACCAUCUUUAUCAUCAAAUUCAACAUCUUCGUCGAAUUCGUUGUAUUUAAAUCAAAUUGGAACAACGUUAAAUCAAUCUUCUCACUAUUCGCCCACUAUUCUUCAACAUCACUUAUCCUCAUCUUCUUCGCCAAUUCCGUUUCAUUUCUUACCACCACAACCGCCUUUAACGACACCGCCACAAUCAAUGUCCAAUGGUGAAUUGGUGAUUGUUCAAUCAUCACAGCCAAAACAAAGUAAUUCAUCUCCAUCUUCAUCAGACUUCGAAAUAAUGGCAACAAAUCCUA